UAGUAAAAGCGCAACGUAUAAAAAAAAUUGUGUUUAAUUCAUUUUCAUAUCAAUUUAGCAAAUAAUUAUUAUAAUAUUUUUUAAUAAACAGAUUUUUUUUCAUGUGUUAGAAAAGAAAGAAUAUGGAUGAUCUCUUUGGUGACCUACCCCCUCCAUCAGAAAACACUGAACCAACCAAAAAAGUUUUAGCAGUGCAGGAGAAAUGUUUAAAAAGAACUUCAACAGAUUCCAUAGAAGUUCACGAAGUUAAAAGAAAAAAAUCUGAAAAAGAAGCUAAAAGUUACAAGUUAAAGUCAUUUAUAGCUGAGAGAAAAGGUGAGCGAGAUGAAAUGCAAGAUGCUGCCAUGUUAUUGGAUGAUUGUACCACUGAUUACCAUUUGUGCAAUUGCGGUUUCAAAAUCCAAAGAGCAUCAUUUCAUGCUGUAUUUGAUGGCCAUGGUGGCAAGAGAGCAUCGCAUUUUGCAAAGGACAACUUACAUCGUUAUAUCAAGACACACUUUCCAAAAGAACCUGUUGAAAAUUUCGACAAAGAAUUAAAACGAAGACUUGUUACAGCUUUUAAAGAAAUGGAUGAUGAGUUUAUUAGACAGGCAAGCAGAGAAAAUCCAGCUUGGAGAGAUGGUUCCACAGCUUCGUGUGUUCUUACGAUAAACAAUAUUUUUUACGUAGCUAGCAUUGGUGACAGUAAGACAUUACUUGUUAGAACAAAUGAAGAAAAAUGUUCUGUAGUAUCUCUAUCAAAAGAUCACUCACCAACAUUGUACGAAGAAAGACAACGAGUUCAAAACGCUGGUGGUUUUGUUAAAGAUGGUAGAGUACAAGGUGUAUUGGAGGUGUCACGAUCAUUUGGGGAUGCACGAUUUAAAAAAUACGUCAUUUCCACCCCUGAUAUCUUCAAAUCAACCAUUACAGAAAAGGAUAGGUAUCUAAUCAUUGCAUGUGAUGGCUUGUGGAAAGGAUUUACCGUUAACGAAGCUGUAAAGUUUAUCGAUAACAUUCUUAAUGACGACUCGAUAGAUGAUGUAGAUGUGAGAUAUGAAAAUGCAUGUAAAGAGGUGGCUAACGAAGCAAUACGACGUGGUAGUUCUGAUAACGUAACUGUGGUGUUAAUUCGUAUAUGUUGAUACAUCACUACUCGUUAUUGUGUGUCAGAAAAUAUAACUUCUGCCAUGUUUAUUA
Molecule: messenger RNA, 1179 nt
Organism: Hydractinia symbiolongicarpus
Lineage: Eukaryota; Metazoa; Cnidaria; Hydrozoa; Anthoathecata; Hydractiniidae
Product: integrin-linked kinase-associated serine/threonine phosphatase 2C-like
Exons: 11
Coding region: 123-1124 (333 amino acids)
Biological process (GO): protein dephosphorylation
Molecular function (GO): protein serine/threonine phosphatase activity
Source: RefSeq, a predicted model, not a curated record